Molecule: messenger RNA, 2836 nt
Organism: Cottoperca gobio
Lineage: Eukaryota; Metazoa; Chordata; Actinopteri; Perciformes; Bovichtidae
Product: arfaptin-2-like
Exons: 10
Coding region: 326-1498 (390 amino acids)
Biological process (GO): intracellular protein transport; regulation of Arp2/3 complex-mediated actin nucleation
Cellular component (GO): trans-Golgi network membrane
Molecular function (GO): phospholipid binding; protein domain specific binding
Source: RefSeq, a predicted model, not a curated record
UGCAGGGAUUUUCAGCCUGAACUACAUGGAAGCAGGCAGAUAACGUGAACGUUGCAGGACAAAUAAUAGAUAAUAAUGGAUGGAUUUCGUAUUCAAUUAUAAUUAAGAACAACGGUGCUUUCCCGUUGAAACUGUUUUGUAUGUCAAGUCUGCUGUGUGCACAAACAACGGCUUGUUUCUCCUUUGGACGACUGGACUUCAGGUUGCUCGAGUGGUGAGGAAGCUAGCUGUCAAGUAACAGUAUCCCACUACCGGCCACAUCAGCACCGCUAAGAUUAGCCACGUUAGCAUCUAUUGUUUGGUGCUGUCUUGCAGAUAUUAAAUUAUGGCAAACAGUAUCAUGAGCAAAGCUGCUACCAUGGAGAUCCCCAUUAACAGCAAUGGAGACACAGGGACUCUGCCAGAGGAUGACAGUCUGGAGCAGGAUUUGCAGCAGGUGAUGGUGUCUGGACCCAACCUGAAUGAAACCAGCAUCGUCUCAGGAGGUUAUGGAGGACCUGCAGGGGGCAUCAUUCCUACCAGCACCAUCAAAGGGCCUGCAGUUCACUUCAACCCUGAGUAUCUGGACAGAAGACGAGCCCGUGCACUGGGACCAGACAUUCGCAUGAAAUCCAGAGGUGUCGGCCUGCCUAACAGCCAAUCUGCAGCCAGUCGACUUGCCCAACACACAGACCAGCAUCCAGGGUCAUCAAACAAUAACGCUGGUAAUUCCACAGAAGAGGUUUCUCGUGGUGUGGCAGUGGAGAAAUUGGACAGUGUAAAGAAAUGGGGCUUAAACACAUACAAGUGUACAAAGCAGAUGUUCUCAGAGAGGUUUGGCAGAGGUUCAAGAACAGUAGACCUGGAACUCGAGGCUCAGAUUGACGUGUUACGAGAGACCAAGAGCAAAUAUGAAAUCAUCCUAAAACUGACCACUGCACUCACCAGUCAUUUUCAAAGCAUGGUGGAGACACAAUCGGCGCUAGGAGACACCUUCACCGACCUCAGCCAGAAGUCCCCAGAGUUGCAGGACGAGUUUGGGUAUAAUGCAGAAACACAAAAGCUGUUGUGUAGGAAUGGCGAGUCUCUCGUCAGUGCCAUCAACUUCUUUGUAUCCAGUAUUGACACCCUGGUCAACAAAACAAUGGAGGAUACUCUGUUGACCAUUAAGCUGUAUGAAAACGCAAGACUUGAGUUUGAUGCCUAUCGUUCUGAUCUGGAGGAGCUGAGUUUGGGCCCUCGGGAUGCAGCUGCCAUGGUCCGCAUUGAGAUGGCUCAGCAUGAUUACCAGAUCCACAGAGACAAAUAUGAAAGGCUGCGCAGCGACGUCACCAUCAAGCUCAAAUUCCUGGACGAAAACAAGGUGAAGGUUAUGCACAAGCAGCUGCUUCUCUUCCACAAUGCUAUCUCAGCUUACUUUGCUGGCAACCAGGAGCAGUUGGAACAAACUCUAAUACAGUUCAAUGUAAAGUUAAAGCCCCCGGGAUCAGACAAGCCAUCCUGGCUGGAGGAGCAGUAAAGAGCGUUUAGGGUUCAGCUGUUUGAGAUGUACAGUGACACGCUGGUCAGUGAAGAACUUGACAUUGUGGUUAGAUGGACAAGAAUGAAAUGCAUAAAGGAGUAUAUUGUAGGAUCAAUUGUGUUCAGUGGUACAGAAAAACAUGAGAUUUCUCCUUUGUAAUGUUUUUCAGUAUCACGUAUUACAUAGACGGUACAACAAUUUCAGUUGUAUUUAGAAUUGUUUUGUGAAGUCACAAAAUUACUUUUUGUUACUUUCGUAUCCUUUAAGUAGCACAAUCAUUUACAUGAAUAUCACUUCUUAUUUACGUACAGUAUAGUCUACUAUUGUGGAGAUACACCUUGGCAGUUUUGCACAUGCAUUAUUUUGUUGUUUUUUAAUGUUGUCGAAAGGGUUAUCUUCUACUUCAGAGUACAUCACAAUUCAACAAAUCAGAUUAGCAAAUUAGUGGGAUGAUGUCAAAAAUGUUAGGAAAUUUCCUAUGCAUGACUAAUUUCAUGACCCUUUUUUAUUUUAUUUAGUUUGACCGAUUUAAUUCCAAAGCAUCCGGAUAUAGCAUAAUUUUCAUAGUUAUCCCACUAUGCUUCUAAUAUCGCGUUGUGGUAUACCUAAUUGAAUAGUCAGUUCACAUGCAUAGAAGGGAGAAUGUGUGUGUAUAUAUAGUGAAUAUAGUGGUUUUCUCUAACCUAAUAUAUAAUCCAUAAUUAGUUUGAUCUUCUAAAUUGUGGGUACCUUCAGAGAUGUCUUUGUCAAUUCAGCGCAGUUACAAGUAUCUAUCUUGUUUACUCCAGAGUUUGUACAUGGAAACAUGCCUCAACAGAUGUUACGCUUAGUAACUCUGCAUCAAUCCAUACAUUGGAUGCUUCAAUAAAUACAACUUCUAAUCUAUCAUAAAAAAAUCCAAAUCCAAAUGCAAGACACAGCCAGUGUUUGAGCGGCUAUGCUAGGCGCCAGGGUCCAGCUAAAAAUCAGUCUUCGAUACUCAUGUUUGAAGUCUUAAAUUCCAAAAUGAAUUACUUAAAUUGAAGUGUCUCUUCAAGGACCGACUGUAUGAGUACAUUUCUUAUUAUGUGUUAUUUAUUUACCUAUCUUUUUGUGACAAAACAUUGUAUGUUAUGUACAUUUCUUUUAAAUUCCAGUCAGCUCAUUGCCUUUGUCUUGUUCUGCAUUUCCAAUAAAAUGUGCUGGAUGUUUUGUUUCACUUAACUGUGCCGUCGACACAGAUCUUUCAGUUUCAUGUGGGAAGAUCUCACAGAUUAUGUACACAAAUCUCACAGUAUGUUAUAUGUAUUGCACCGUUAAUUAUGUACAUGAUAAUACAAUCUGAUAUAUCUUUGA